Molecule: messenger RNA, 324 nt
Organism: Sungouiella intermedia
Lineage: Eukaryota; Fungi; Ascomycota; Pichiomycetes; Serinales; Metschnikowiaceae
Source: the annotation of a GenBank genome assembly
AUGUGGCCCUGGCCGGCACAAUCAGGCGCCGCACCGAAAUAUAGUCGAGGGCAAGCUGGGCUGACCGGGACGAGAGCAGGCAGGAGCCACUGGCACCGGGAGAGACCGAGCCGAGAUGAUGAAGAUGGUGACGUUUGGGCUGUUGGAAAUAUAGGCAAAUUUUUGAGUGGAUUUGGGAUUAGCAGUGGGAUUGGAUCCAUCUGGGAUUUGGGAGGGUCUGGUGAUGAUGGAUUAAGUAUGCGCAGAGAAGAAUGUGGCCCUGGAGACGAUGCAGAAGUGAUUGUGCAGAUGGAUGAAUGGUGGGGACAUGAGUGGUGGGGAUGA